Messenger RNA from Halteromyces radiatus, 1020 nucleotides. RefSeq names its product Alpha/Beta hydrolase protein. Lineage: Eukaryota; Fungi; Mucoromycota; Mucoromycetes; Mucorales; Cunninghamellaceae. The coding region runs from base 44 to 964 and encodes 306 amino acids. The transcript has 7 exons. Gene Ontology annotation, molecular function: catalytic activity. The record is from RefSeq and is a predicted model, not a curated record.
UUUUUUUUUUCCUAGUAUCAAUAUUAGAUUGAUCUUUCCUAUUAUGACUAUAGAAACUAUUGCUGAAGAGUUUUCUUCAUUGAAAGAAAAAGGUUAUGUUUCUGUUGCCAAAGAUCGGGACUCUCAACCACUCAACAUGUAUUAUGAAAUCCACGGCUCUGGUAUAGAAAAAGUAGUGCUGGUUAUGGGAUUAUCUACACCUUGUCAAGCUUGGGAACAUCAGUGCAAAUAUUUGGCAGAAACUGGGAAAUAUACUGUCAUUAUCUUUGAUAAUCGUGGUGUCGGAAAUUCUGAUUCCCCUUCCGGACUUUAUGCUACCUCACAAAUGGCCAAAGAUGCAUUCGACUUGUUAGAUCAUUUCGGUUGGACUUCCGGUAUUCAUCUCGUUGGUAUUAGUAUGGGUGGCAUGAUUGCUUUGGAAAUGGCUACAACUGAACCUGAAAGACUUAAGACACUGACAUUAACAAGCACUUGUGCAAGGAAACUCAUUCCAACUGUCAGAGCAGUGACGAGCUUGGCUCGAUCGGCUUUUAUAUUGAAAACUAUUGAAGAAAGAGUGGAUUCCAUGGUUUCCUUAGUAUACCCUCCCACAUGGCUUGAACAAACAUGCACGGAAGAUGAAUCAUAUCCAACCAACCGACAUAUGGUCAAAGCAAGAGUUCAACGUCGUAGUACAAAAACAAGGAUUCAACCUCUUCAUGGAAACAUUGGACAAACUGCAGCAUGUUUACGACAUUAUGUUUCUGAUGCUCGACUCACUCAGUUUCGAAAAACUGGCAUACCAACCAUGAUUAUUACUGGCACUUGGGAUUAUCUUGUUCGACCUGAUUAUUCGUAUCAAAUGCAUAAAGUAUUGGAUUGUCGUUUGGAAGUUUUUGAAGGAGGUGGCCAUGGACUCAUUGAAGAACAAAAGGAAAAGUACAACGCCUUGCUAGCGGAGCAUUUCUCACAAACUAGUCAGUGAUUAGAAUAAUUAUUAUAAUAAAUAAUAAACUGUGAUUCUACUUAUUUAUAUGACAA